UUGGUCGAAUUCGUCAAAUUUCAGGCAAAAUUCAUUUGGGCUAUACCUAAUCGUGAAGAUAUACAACGUAAUGAAAGUGUUCUUAAGGCACAAGCGUUUAUUUGCUUUCAUCGUCAGAAUUUUAAAGAGCUCUACCGUAUACUCGAAAAUAAUCAAUUUUCACCAGAAAGCCAUCCAGAAUUGCAGGAUCUAUGGUUAAGAGCCCAUUAUAGCGAGGCCGAGAAAAUUCGUGGCCGAGAGCUAGGAGCUGUUGGCAAGUAUCGUAUACGGAGGAAAUUUCCACUUCCUCGAACUAUCUGGGAUGGUGAAGAAACAAGUUACUGUUUUAGAGAGAAAUCGAGGUAUACAUUAAAGAAUUGGUAUGCCAAGAACCCUUAUCCAUCGCCGAAAGAGAAAAAAGAAUUAGCUGAGGAAACACAUCUGACUGUAACCCAAGUCUCCAACUGGUUCAAAAACAGGCGACAACGAGACAGAGCAGCUGAAAAUAAAGAAAGGUAA
This is a messenger RNA of Dracunculus medinensis (Guinea worm), 498 nucleotides long. NCBI's taxonomy places the organism in Eukaryota, Metazoa, Nematoda, Chromadorea, Rhabditida, Dracunculidae. The record is from the annotation of a GenBank genome assembly.